AAGAAGGUGAGAGAGAGAGAGGGAUUAAAACCCAAACCAAACCAAAGCCGAGGGCGAGCACUCGAGGAGCCAAGCCUCUUCUCUCUCUCGUUUCGUCUCGUACUCUUGCUUCCCCCUCAAUUCCCCCCCUCCUCGGACCCCCGCGUCGCCGAAUUGGGCGCCUGAUUCGGCGUCCCCCCGCCGCGCCGCGGCCGGAUCGAGGCGCCGGAGGGUGCCGCUCCGGUUUGCUCCUGGGGUGGCGGUUGUGGGGGGUGUGAAGGAGCGGAGGUGGGGGGUGGAGUGGAGGGGGGAGGCUGCGUGGGGGCGGUUGCGGUGGCGAGGGGGUAGGGGUGCUCGGCCGCGCGAUCUGCUGAUCCGGGACAUGCGUGAGGCGGGAGUGUUGUAGCAAGAGCCAUUCCGCUGGAUUUUGUAUAUUUUUGAGGGGGGGUGUUGGAAUUGGAAUGGGCCAUAACGGUUCUAAGCGGAGUCCGGUGCCUGAGACCAAAGACGGAGCGAUGAAGGAUUUGGAGAAGUCUACCUCCUUGGAGGUGGACGACUCUACCAUUGAUGGUGAUGUGGAUCUUGGUGGAGGGCUCACUGUGGUGGGGAGGAAGAGGAAAGAUGGAAGGGGUUCCGUGGAUGAGAAUGGGGCCUCGACAAAGAGGAUUUUGAGGUCCAACUCCAUGAAAAUGCAUGUGGAUGCUGAGACAGCGGGGGGUGUGGCUUUGGAUGUUUGCAAGGGUGACAUUUUGGAGAAGAAACAGUGUGAUAUCAUAGCAGAGGGUGAUAGAGGAGGGGUGCUGACAGUUGAUACUUGCAAUGCUGAGGAAGAUGGGGAAGUGACUGGUGCGGUAGUGAGCGAUGCUGUGGUUGAGGCAGUUAGGUGUUCCGCAAAUAAUGUGGAAAGUUUGGGUCUUGCUGAGGUUGAAAUUGCUGAAGGGAAUGGGUUGGACGCUGACAUUCAGGAAUCUGAUGGUGAGAUGGAUAAGGCAGAUGACAAACUGUCUACACCUUCUGAGGAGCAGAAUGAAUCUGGAGGUGGAACAAGUGUUGGGGGCAUCAAUGACUCCCAGGAAAACAAGGGGGUUAAUGGGCUUUGCCAGGGAGAGGUCAUAGACCCAUUGGCUACAGCAAAUGGAGAUGAAUUGAGCAUGGGUUUAAGCAGAAGCGCAAGUGGACGAGAAUCUAUUGAGCAAGAGGAUACCGUUAUGUGCGCUAGUGAUGAUCAGAAAGUUGAGAACCAUUGCCAGUUUGACGAUAAGCAUAAAGAAGCUGAAAUUUCUCAGAUUGAGCUCGCAGUUGAUAACCACAUUAUGCUAACUGAUUGCACUAACCAAAAGAAGGGGAUCGACAGUCCUGUGAAUGAAACCAAGGGGGAUUCAACUCCUGACAUUGUUUUUAUAAGGAGAAAAUCAAUAACUAGAAAAACAUGUGAAGCGAAGCAGGUGAAAUCUGAAGAUGAGGUUCGAUUUGAGAAGCGAGUUACAAGGUCUGCUACUGUUAGACAGAGAGAGGUUUCUGCUAGCAUGUGCGUAGGUGCUACAAACGAUGCUAACUUGGAAAGCAAAGAAAGGAAGGAAGAUGUUCAUCAUUAUACAAGGAAAGUGGGCAGCACCGUGCGCUCAAAAGUUCAUCACACAGGGGUGGCAGAAUGCGACACUGAUACAAAGAAGAAACUAAAAGGAACUGUUACCACUCGAAGAAACUCAGAUGCCAUUGCUAAUGAUGAUCCUCCAAGUAUCACGCAGAACAAGGAAUCAAAAACUCAGAUGAAGAUCGAUAUCAAGUCUCAACCACUCACAAGAAGGGGCAGCAUAGUAAAUAAAACAGAAGACGCAGUUUCUGGGUUAGACCAGAAUAUCUGUAGUUCAGCCAUCACUGAUAAAAAUGAUAUAGAGCUCACAGAUUCUGAAGGAGUUAAAUCUGAGAACAAGGCCGCUGUGAGGAAGUCAAUAUUAUCAGUUGGCGCUAAGAUUGUUGCCAGUAAGAAGAGGAUAUUGGAAUCAGGACUUGAUAAAGCUAGUGGAGAGUCACCAGUUGCAAUACCAUCCCUAAAGAAGGCAAGAGAUACAUCCUCAGACACUGAGCUAGAGCAACCAAAAAUGUCUUCUGGAAAGAAACUUACCAGAAAUAACUGUGGCUCAAGUAAGAAAGGUAUGUCGACAAGACGGCAACAUCAGAGUCAAACAGCUAAGUUGAGUACAUCUGUGAAUUGCUCCAAUAAAAACGAAUCUAAGCUAUCACAGAAUGAAUCCGAUGAUGAUGGAACUGGCAGUGAUACUUCCUUGAAGAACACUUGUGUAAGACGUACUCGAAGUGGUGGUGUUGUCCCCAAAAAACAAGAGGAUUCUAGUGAAUCUGAGGAACCGAUCAUACUGAGAAAAAAUCAUCAAAGAGGAAAAUAUUCUGGGAAAAGGGCUGGAUCUACACCAAGGAAAGUUAAAGCUCCCAAAGGCAAUAGAAAGGAAGUCAAGGCUUCCAGUUUGAAAUCUUCGGGUCCAAGUGAGCAGAUAAAUACAGGAAGUCUUCGUGAAGAAAAACAAAAAAUAAGUGAUCAUAUCAAGGGCAUGCUUCUAGAUGCUGGUUGGACGAUUGAUCUGAGACCCAGGAAUGGCAGAAAUUACUUGGAUUCUGUGUAUAUACCUCCUAGUGGUAAAGGAUCUUACUGGUCUGUCACAAAAGCUUAUGCUGUGUUCCUUGAAGGUAUGGAAUCUGAGAAGAAGGGCAGAGCUAAAGAUCAGCGACCCUCAAAGAAAUCUGUAGGUAGCCCUGGGAAAAGUCAUGUUUCAGAGGAAAUCCUUAGCAAAUUAAAAAGAAUAGUCGUUAAUAAACGAAGAACCAAAGUAGAACUUCAGAAGUUGAAAAAGAGGAAACAUGGUUUACUGAAAAAGCAGAAAACUUCCAAGCGCAACUCAAGGGGUUCCAAAAAUAAAAUUUCAAAUUCUAGAAAGUUGCAUUUAGGCAGCGAAAGAAAAAAGCGAGGUGGUUGUGCUCUACUUGCUCGUGGAUCAAAUAAGGAUGGUGGAAGCAGCACUAACGGUUUUGUUCCAUAUGAAUGGAAACGUACAGUUUUAUCCUGGUUGAUUGAUCUUGAUAUUAUUGAUAUCAAUGCAAAACUGAAAUGUGUGGAUGAAACCCACUCAAAAGUUUUACUGGAAGGUGUAACCACUAGGGAUGGAAUUAACUGCAGAUGCUGCAGCAAGGUCUUUACAGUACUUGAAUUUGUGGCUCACGCUGGCGGGCCAGUCAGCAAACCUUAUAGAAAUGUUCUUGUAGAUGGGCUGGACACUGACCUUUUGCAUUGUCUCAUUAAUGCAUGGGAUAAGCAGUCUGAUUCUGAAAGGCAGGCCUUUUUCCCUAUUAGCACUGAGACUGAUGACCCCAAUGAUGACACAUGUGGUAUUUGUGGUGAUGGAGGCAAUUUGAUCUGCUGUGAUGGAUGUCCCUCAACAUUCCACAUGAGUUGUCUAGAACUUGAGGCUCUUCCAUCUGAUGAUUGGCGUUGUGCUAAGUGCUCCUGUAAAUUUUGUCAGGAACAUUCAAGGCAGGAUGCUCAAGACAUUGCUGAGGUUGACUCUUCACUCUGUACUUGUUCCCAGUGCGAAGAAAAAUAUCACCCAGGUUGCUCUCCUGAGACUACUAACACAUCCAAUGUCUCCAGUCAGGCAUGCGAUUUAUUCUGCCAACAAAGUUGCAGACUGCUGUUUGAGGGAUUGCGUAAUCUUCUUGCUGUGAAGAAGGAUCUUGAACCAGAAUUUUCAUGCAGAAUUAUUCAGCGUAUUCAUGAAAAUGUACCAGAAACAGUUGUUGCUUUGGAUGAGAGGGUUGAGUGUAACUCCAAGAUUGCAGUUGCUCUUUCGUUAAUGGAUGAGUGCUUUCUUCCGAUUGUUGACCAAAGAACUGGCAUCAACUUGAUACGUAAUGUUGUGUACAACUGUGGGUCAAAUUUUGUUCGGAUGGACUUCCAUGGGUUUUAUAUCUUUGUUUUGGAACGUGGAGAUGAAAUAAUAGCCGCAGCAUCGGUCAGAAUACAUGGAACCAAGUUAGCAGAGAUGCCAUUCAUUGGUACUCGGAAUAUGUAUCGGCGUCAAGGGAUGUGCCGCAGACUGCUAGAUGGAAUUGAAAUGAUCCUCAGCUCCCUCAAUGUUGAGAAGUUGAUAAUUCCAGCUAUCGCUGAACUUGUGGACACCUGGACAUCUAAAUUUGGAUUUAGUUCACUUGAUGUUUCUGAAAAGCAAGAAGUCAAGUCUACCAGCAUGUUAGUUUUUCCUGGAACAGGUCUUCUUCAAAAGCCAUUGCUAAAGAAAACUUCACCUGGGGAAAAUUCAAGCUCUCAAGAAGUUGAUGGUGUUUUCUCUGAGCUCGAGUCUGGGAAAACUUCCAAUGUGGCCAAUGAAGACUCUCUUUGUUCUGCAAAUGCUGAGACUCAAGGUUCGGCUGCCCCAUGUUAUGGGGACAACAGCAAAGAUGCUAGUGCUUGCAAUGAUUGACAUGCUUCCUUUGCAUUAUUUUGUCCCUGUCAAAAGGUGCACCCUGGUAGUUUCAAGCAUUGACAGAUACUAUUGAGGACAUGAAGCACACCGAUCCUUCAUUGUUACUAUUAUUCUCUUUUGACUCGGCAUGCGGUUCGUCGGUUGGCAGAAGUAGCCUGGAUAGAGAGGGCGAGUUUUUGAAGAUCCCUUGCAGAGCAGCAGCACCUCGGUUCUGCUCAAUAUUGAUGAUUCAAUUGACUCUUUGGUUUCGGUUUGACUUGAAACCAGCCUGUGCAGUGUUGGACUCCGAUCACCUAACUUUAAGUGGUUUACCUUUACCUGUAAAGUCAGCAUGUAGAACUGAGAUGAUAGUUUUAUUCCGUGUUUUUUUUUUCUGGAUGGUUAACUUAGUACCAAAGGCCAACGUGUGCCGCAAAAUCUUCGUACAUGUUUCUUUACCUGCUAUGUGACAGUAGCUUUGUUUUUGCUAGCCCAUUUUUUUGCAGCCAGAUCUCAUCUGUAAGACACUAAUGCAUGGGCAAGCAGAAAAAAAAUCUCAGAUAUGCCACCUGUUCUCAUGUUGGAAGUAAAUCUGAUAAUGUUAUGGCAUC
Oryza sativa Japonica Group (Japanese rice) is the source of this 5062-nucleotide messenger RNA. RefSeq lists its product as uncharacterized. Gene Ontology annotation, molecular function: transcription regulator activity; acyltransferase activity, transferring groups other than amino-acyl groups. Lineage: Eukaryota; Viridiplantae; Streptophyta; Magnoliopsida; Poales; Poaceae. The record is from RefSeq and is a predicted model, not a curated record. Gene Ontology annotation, cellular component: nucleus. Gene Ontology annotation, biological process: regulation of transcription by RNA polymerase II.